Parasteatoda tepidariorum (common house spider) is the source of this 3915-nucleotide messenger RNA. Its product is annotated as transposable element Hobo transposase. The record is from RefSeq and is a predicted model, not a curated record. Gene Ontology annotation, molecular function: protein dimerization activity. NCBI's taxonomy places the organism in Eukaryota, Metazoa, Arthropoda, Arachnida, Araneae, Theridiidae.
UGAACUGGGAGUUUGAACCAAUAAUCGGUUCAAUUCAAACAAAACAAAUAGACAUGGAAAAAUGUAGUUCAUCUACUUAGUUUUUUGAAAGUUAGAGACGAAAAAAUAAAUAAAUGGAAAACUCUUCUGCUACGUUAGUUUGUAGCUCUGACGUUGCGGCGUUUGUUGAUGCCUUGGAAACUCUGAAUUGCAACGAAACUGUUAGUACAUAUGGAGAAAAUAUCGUCAUUUGCAUCGCCGACCAAGACGGCUCCAUCGUUCCGACUCAUGCGCCAGUGCAGGAAACUGACACGGCUGUCACUGACAUAGAAGAUGCUUGUGCUGACUCUGGUGGUCAGUUCUUUAACCCUGUUACACGCAAGUUAAAGGCUGUCAUGCAGCAGCUUGUGGCUCAAAAUAAAGCCACGAUCAUAAAGAAGAGCUCUGUUCAUAACUCUAAAGGAAAUAAACAGUUUAAAAGUGAUGUUUGGAACUGGUUUGGGGAUGUCAGAUUAUUUAUUACUGAAAAUGAUGCUGAAAGGUUGAAGAUACCCUAUUACAUUAGAUUGAAUGGAAGUGAACAGCAAAUGAUAUGUAAAGUGUUUGUAGGUUGUUUUCGUUGCUCGGCUAUAUUUAUGUAUGAUUCUCAACACCACUCAACAUCCACUCUGCGUUAUCACAUAAGGGCAUGCACUAGGCUGAAAGAAUGCAUUUUUAUAUCUGAUGAUAAAAUGGAUGAUGAAAAUCAACUCAUACCAGGAAAUAAAACUCUCAUAGUCUCCCAAGAUGGAAUCACUACUAAAGUAAAGCGCUUCAGAACAGAUCCCCGCAAACAAAAGGAAGUUAUUGAGCAACUUUUCCAAAAACAGAAAGCGAUAAUCACUAAAAAAUCUUUCAUGAACAUGAAGGGUAACAGGCGGUUCAAAAGCGAUGUUUGGAAUUGGUUUGGUGACAUCAGGCUUCUGAUUAGCCGAAGUGAGGCAAAGAAACUGAAAAUUCCCUAUUACAUCAGAAGGUGUGGGGACGAACAAAUGGUAUUAUCUAAAGUUUUUGUCGGCUGCUUUAAAUGCUUGGCUUUAUUCAUACACGACUCUCAGAAAUCAACAUCCACACUUCGCUAUCACGUAAGAACUUGUUCUCGACCCAAAGAACGCAAGAAAAGAACCGUGCCAAAUAUUAUUUUUUUCCCAAGUAAUAAGAAAAGCAUAAAACUACCUUCUGCUACGGUUAACGAAAGCGACGUUAUUCCGGCUCACGAAAAGUUGCUAAAUUGUGCCCUCAGUACUGAGAGCUCAUUGAGCAUGAUUCAUGAGCCAGAAUUUCUCAAGAUUUUAGAAAUGUGUAUCAACAUUGGUCAGACAUAUGGUGAUGUCAAUAUUGGUAGUUUGUUAUGUGCCACACCCACUUUAACAAGCUUCAUUCUAAAUGACCUAUAUGUGUCUUCAGUUAACGAGUUUUACACCGAGUUUCAACAUUCCUAUGGCGCAACCUACAGGUUGAGUGUCUGGAUAGAUGAGCAAGUGAAAUUUCCUUUUGUGAGUGUUUAUUGUAGCUAUGUCAACUUAGCAGGUGAACUUAAAAACGUGAUUAUUCAUACUGACGACUUUGAUUAUGAGACGAAAACUCCCGAUUCUGUUCGAGCGUGGCUGAAUUUGUUUCUUGCCGACCAACCUGUCGUGCCAUUCAAGCGUUUAAUCGCGAUUGAUAAUGAAUCCAAUCUUGUACCAGUUUUCAAAGAAGAAACGUGUGUCAAGUGUUGCAUUCAAAACCUGACAAAAAUCCUACAGCAAACCUCUAGCAAAGGAUUUGCCAUCACCGACAGUGAGCUUCCUGACUUUACAAACUUGCUGAGCAGCUGUGUCGAUCUCGUGAACUAUUUCCAGCAAAUUUCCGACCAAUACGAACUUCCUGAAGAAUUGACCAAAUGUCCUGACAGCAAAUGGACCUCUCUUUUGUCCUUGUUCCGGUCUAUCGAAGAACAAUAUGAUUUUAUUCUUAGUGUUUUGAACGAGACUAAUUCUACUCACUUGUUAUCGGUUGAAAAAUCUACUAUUACAUCAAUAGUGAAAUUUUUUAAUAUUUUCGAAGAGGCUUUGUUGCAGUUAUCCAAUCAAAAUAAACCAACUCUAAACCUGGUUGUUCCUUGGAUUUCCAAGUUGCAGAAGCAUUGCUCUGUGGAUAUUCACGAUUUAUCAGUCUUAAAGCAACUAAAAAGCAACAUGCUUCUUGAAAUGGCCGAAGUUACCAGUAACAUGGUUGUGGAACACCACAUUGCAGCGAUGUUGGAUCCUCGGUUUAAGUCAAUGACUUUCGGUUUUUCUGCCCAGUAUAAGGAGGCACACACGAAACUAAGAAAUCUCAUCAAAGAAUCAAUGGUAUCACCAAAUGUUGAGGAUUUUGUGGAUGUUCGUAAAUCCUACUUGUCCUCUGGGAAAAUUUAUGAUCCGAGCAAAUGUGAGAAGGCUGCAACGCAGGAACUUGAUAAAUAUAUAUCUGAGCCGUUUCAGCUGCUCGGCUCGGAAGAGGAAAACCAAUUUGAGGUGUUGAAAUAUUGGAAAACACAUUCUGAGCUAUACCCAGACUUAAGUAAAAUAGCUCAAUGGAUAUUAUCAUGUCCUGCCAGUUGCGUUGAGGACAAUGAGGUAUUUUGGAGCAACAACUGGCAAGUUCACUGUCCCCGUCUCCCUCUCCCACCUGACAAUGUAAACAAAGUUUUAUUUGUAAAAUCUUUUCGUGGUUUAUAAAAAAUUACACCAUUAAGCUUCAUUGUCUCGCUAUUAAACAUAACUUUGAGAAUUUUAAUUUGGAUCAUGAAACCAUUUGAAACACAAUGCAUGCUAACUUUAUGAAUAUUAUACAAGGUGUCUUAAAUGAAACUGUUGGUAUUUAAGUGUUUGGUUCUUAUCUGCUAUAGGGAUUAUAAAGCCAAGGUUGCAAACACAUAGGAAGAAGGCCAGAUUCUGAUUUACAGGGAUCACCACCUACCGAUAAUACACUUAAGUUUCUCAAAUACGACAAUAUCAUGAUCAUUAACGAUAAUAAUACACUUAACCCUAGCAUCAAUUUUACCAUGGCCCCAAUUGGGUUCAAAAUUGGCUCAAUAUAGGUCCUAUAAGAACAUGCACCAGGGGACCAAUAUUGGGGUCUAGAUUUUUUAAUAUUGGACCUAUAUAGGAUCUAUAUUAGCCAAUAUAGAACCUACAUUGGCUAAAUAGUGAAUAUAAAAUAUCGGGUGGAGCUGGCAAUUCUAUAUAGGACUGUUAUUGGUUGUAAAGUGACUCUAAAAUAUUGGGAGAAUCAGAAAAUUCUAUAUAGGGCCAAUAUCGGAAACCUAACGGCUCUUUGAAAUUUUAUUUAGCCAAGAUUCAUGAAUAUAGGUCCAAUGAGAGCCCAAGUUAUUUUGCUGCUAGGGAAGUGUAUCAAAUUCGACAAUAUCAUGAUCAUUAACGAUAAUAAUACUCAUCAAAUUCGAUAAAUUCAUCAUUAUUAAUGAUCACAAUAUUGUAUUUGAUAAAUUGAGUAUAAUAUUGUGAUCAUUAUCGAGAACAUAUUAAAAAGAUUAAAUAUUAUAUGCAGCGAUAAUUACUGAAUACAAUAUUAUUAAAAAUUAAUCAAUGUUAGGAAGCUAAAUUUGAACAAUAUCACAAUUUUUCUUUCAGAUAUCUAUAUUCUUCAACAAUAAAUAUGUGAUACUAAAAUUCAUACUUAUCGAUUUUAGAGACUAAUGUUUGUUAAUUAUUAAUUUAAUUUAAUUUUGGAAUUUAAAUUUUAUUUUGAAGUUACCACUAACAGUCACAAUCAUGUCCCUGACUGGCCUAUUUGCGGGUGGUUAACAUGCAUCACCAGGCACCAUUAUUUGCCAACUGCUGCCUGAAUCUGUUUCGUUUUCAUUUAGACCUGCAGUCGAGGUGGACGUUACAAAGGCAAAAUAUGCUU